Molecule: messenger RNA, 1805 nt
Organism: Rhodamnia argentea
Lineage: Eukaryota; Viridiplantae; Streptophyta; Magnoliopsida; Myrtales; Myrtaceae
Product: protein DETOXIFICATION 51
Exons: 1
Coding region: 43-1614 (523 amino acids)
Biological process (GO): xenobiotic detoxification by transmembrane export across the plasma membrane
Cellular component (GO): membrane
Molecular function (GO): antiporter activity; xenobiotic transmembrane transporter activity
Source: RefSeq, a predicted model, not a curated record
UCAUCUUAAUUCAUCGUCGUGAUUCGCCGCGCGCCACCGGAAAUGUGCAAUCCGAGCACCCCCGUGCCCGUGACGGAGAAACCUGCGCAACCGCCGCCGGCCCAUCUCUUCAUGGACCUCCUCUUAUCCCUCCCCGCCCCAAAACAAGAGUCACCUGGGCCCAGCGAGGCCACCACCUCCGACUUCGCCGCGGAGGCCAAGUCCCUGUUCGCGCUCGCCCUCCCCAUCGCCCUCACGGCGCUCAUCCUCUACUCCCGCUCCAUCCUGUCCAUGCUCUUCCUCGGCCGCCUCGGCGACACCGAGCUCGCCGCCGGGUCGCUCGCCAUCGCCUUCGCCAACAUCACGGGCUACUCGGUGCUCUCCGGCCUCGCCCUCGGCAUGGAGCCGCUCUGCUCCCAGGCCUUCGGGGCCCGCCGCCCGAAGCUGCUCGCCGUCACCCUCCACCGCUCCGUCGUCUUCCUCCUCGCCUGCUCCCUCCCCAUCUCCCUCCUCUGGCUCAACAUGCAGAGGGUCCUCCUCUACUUGCGUCAGGAUCCCAACAUCACCCGCAUUGCCCACACCUAUCUCCUCUUCUCUCUCCCCGACCUCCUCACCAAUUCCUUCCUUCACCCAAUCCGCAUUUACCUCCGCGCUCAGGGCAUCACCCACCCCCUCACGUUCGCUUCCCUCCUCGGCACGAUCUUUCACGUCCCCGUCAACCUCCUCCUCGUCCGCAGCCUCCGCCUAGGAGUCGCCGGAGUCGCCGCCGGGUCGGCCGCCUCGAACGCACUCGCCCUCAUCGCGCUCGUGGUUUACGUGUGGGCGGCGCGGCUGCACGAGCCAACGUGGAGGACCCCUGGCUGGGACUGCUUUGCCGGGUGGCGGCCACUGCUCCGGCUGGCCGCGCCGAGCUGCGUCUCAGUCUGCCUGGAAUGGUGGUGGUACGAGAUCAUGAUCGUGCUGUGCGGGCUGCUGGCGGACCCGAAGUCGGCCGUAGCCGCGAUGGGGAUCCUGAUCCAGACCACCUCGCUGCUCUACGUAUUCCCGUCAUCGCUCAGUUUUGCCGUGUCGACCCGUGUUGGCAAUGGGCUCGGCGCGGGCCGGGCGAGCGGGGCGUCGCUCUCCGCCGCGGUGGCCGGGGCGCUCGCGGCAGGGAUGGGCGUGUGCGCGGCGGCGUUCUCGUGGGCCAUGCGGGACACUUGGGGACGCAUGUUCACGCAGGACGAGGCGAUCCUGCGGCUGGUGUCGGCCGCGCUGCCGAUCCUCGGGCUGUGCGAGCUCGGGAACUGCCCGCAGACGGUGGGUUGCGGCGUGCUGCGAGGGAGCGCGCGGCCCGCCACAGCCGCGAACGUCAACCUUGGCGCCUUCUACCUGGUGGGGAUGCCGGUGGCCGUGGGGCUCGGGUUCGGGCUCGGAAUCGGGUUCUGCGGGCUCUGGGUGGGGCUCCUCUCGGCCCAGGUUUGCUGCGCGGGGCUUAUGUUGUAUGUGGUGGGGACCACUGACUGGGAUUUCCAGGCUAACCGGGCCCAGAUGUUGACGUGUAACGGGUGUGGGGAAGCAGGGCUCGGCCGCAGUCUCGACAACGAACCCGACGAAAAGCAGCCGUUGAUUUGCGUCGUGGUGACUCCGUCGUGAUGAUCACCGUUGGAUGAAGAAAGUUAGUAACUUCUUUUUCCUUUCUUUGUUUAAUGUAGCUUUUCUUCUUUUGUAUUUUCUUUUGUCUACAUUUUAGAACAUCCUUAUUUUUGGUGAGGUAUUGAAAUUGUUUCUUCUUCUUGGGAUUAAAGAGGAGAGGUGGGUAAUCUAAGAGCAGAAAAUUUUUGGUU